UAAUAUAUAAACGCGCUUUAAACUCAUCUGUUUCCAUAGUCAUUCCACACACUGCAUGAAGAUGGAAGAAUGUGCGGCUAAGGAGAAUGAGAACCCAUGCGGUUUGGAAACGGAGUUAGCAGAGAGAUCAAUAUGGCUGAUGAAAUGCCCUUCUCUGGCUGCUUCCUCUCUAAAGUCUCUUCCUUUACCGGACGAUCCGUUCCUUCCUGUAGCCAAACUCAUACUCUCCAUAGACCCUCUCGCUUCUGUAGACGAUGAAACCAAAGUUGCAAUGGAACUAACGCGAGAUGAGUUUGGAAACAUCCCAAAACGUUAUGCUUUGGAUAUGUCUAAAGAUUUCAUCCCCAUGUUUGUCUUCAGUGAGUCUUCUUCACAUGGAGAAGGGAAGAUUAAAGGAACUAAGGUUGAGUACAAGAUUGUCCCCCAGGAAUAGGAGGAACUCUCUCUCUCUCUCUCCCUCUCUCACAAUGUCUCUUUCAGGUUUUAGAAUAAUAAAUUUGAUUUCUAUAAUAAAGGCUUAGCUAGUGCUAGUUAGUUACUUCAACUGUAACUGCUGACCUUGACUGUAACAAGAAAGAAAGGUUCUUUCACACAAGUGGACAACAACACCCUCUAUGGAUAUGCACUUGAUCAA
Messenger RNA from Brassica rapa (field mustard), 634 nucleotides. RefSeq lists its product as uncharacterized. The record is from RefSeq and is a predicted model, not a curated record. Lineage: Eukaryota; Viridiplantae; Streptophyta; Magnoliopsida; Brassicales; Brassicaceae. Gene Ontology annotation, cellular component: transcription factor TFIIF complex. Gene Ontology annotation, biological process: transcription initiation at RNA polymerase II promoter; transcription by RNA polymerase II.